AUGCAGCCGACGCCGGACAUUGCGCACGUCCAGCGCGGCGUGUACGCCGAUGCGGUGUACGAUCCGGCCGAGGACACGUUUGCGCUGAUGGAUGCAUUGGAGGAAGAUGCAAAAGAAAUAGCGAAUGCGACGCUCUGUGUAGAAAUCGGGAGCGGAAGUGGCUGCGUCUCGGCAUUUGUCGCACAGAUGGUGGGGACAUCGGCGGCCUACAUAUGCACAGACAUUAACCGGGUUGCGACAGAGUGCACGGUGGAGACGGCGGCACGAAACAAGGUGUCGCUCGAGCCGGUGCUGACGUCGACGCUCGACGCCCUUCUGCCGCGCACCAGCGGCCAGGUCGACCUUCUCCUGUUCAAUCCGCCGUACGUUGUGACGAGCGACGAGGAAGAGUCCGCAGCGCAGGCUCAUGCGGCACUGGGCGGCGCGUGGGCGGGUGGCACGUACGGCACGGCGCUGCUCCAGCGCAUCCUCGACCAGGGGCUCAUCGAGCAGUCUCUCGCGCCGGGCGGCCGCUUGUACCUGGUCGCAAUCAAGCAAAACGACCCGGACGGCGCGGCCUAG
Malassezia japonica is the source of this 561-nucleotide messenger RNA. RefSeq names its product peptide chain release factor N(5)-glutamine methyltransferase (gene MTQ2). The coding region runs from base 1 to 561 and encodes 186 amino acids. The record is from RefSeq and is a predicted model, not a curated record. Gene Ontology annotation, cellular component: eRF1 methyltransferase complex. The transcript has 3 exons. Gene Ontology annotation, biological process: methylation. Gene Ontology annotation, molecular function: nucleic acid binding; protein methyltransferase activity; S-adenosylmethionine-dependent methyltransferase activity. Lineage: Eukaryota; Fungi; Basidiomycota; Malasseziomycetes; Malasseziales; Malasseziaceae.